Messenger RNA from Gorilla gorilla gorilla (western lowland gorilla), 3933 nucleotides. It is a transcript of the gene DCTD, whose product is annotated as dCMP deaminase. The transcript has 7 exons. The record is from RefSeq and is a predicted model, not a curated record. Gene Ontology annotation, biological process: pyrimidine nucleotide metabolic process. Gene Ontology annotation, molecular function: zinc ion binding; dCMP deaminase activity. Lineage: Eukaryota; Metazoa; Chordata; Mammalia; Primates; Hominidae. Gene Ontology annotation, cellular component: cytoplasm. Bases 116 to 781 code for a protein of 221 amino acids.
ACGCGCGGCGUCCGGGCCGCUGCCCCCUUCCGGCCCCGCCUCCUCUCCCGACUUCCUUCCUUGAGCGCGGCGGCGGCGGGGACGAGCACCGGCCUGCGCGCGGAGCCGGCACCGGAUGGUGGGCGGGGGCCAGCCGUGCGGACCCAACAUGAGUGAAGUUUCCUGCAAGAAACGGGAUGACUAUUUGGAAUGGCCAGAGUAUUUUAUGGCUGUGGCCUUCUUAUCAGCACAGAGAAGCAAAGAUCCAAAUUCCCAGGUCGGCGCCUGCAUCGUGAAUUCAGAAAACAAGAUUGUCGGGAUUGGGUACAAUGGGAUGCCAAAUGGGUGCAGUGAUGACGUAUUGCCUUGGAGAAGGACAGCAGAGAAUAAGCUGGACACCAAAUACCCGUACGUGUGCCAUGCCGAGCUGAAUGCCAUCAUGAACAAAAAUUCGACCGAUGUGAAAGGCUGUAGUAUGUAUGUCGCCUUGUUCCCUUGUAAUGAAUGCGCUAAGCUCAUCAUCCAGGCAGGUAUAAAAGAAGUGAUUUUCAUGUCUGAUAAAUACCAUGAUAGUGACGAGGCAACUGCUGCGAGGCUCCUGUUUAAUAUGGCUGGGGUGACAUUCCGGAAAUUCAUACCGAAGUGCAGCAAGAUUGUCAUUGACUUUGAUUCAAUUAACAGCAGACCGAGUCAAAAGCUUCAACGCUCCACACUCAUGCUCAGAGCAGCAUUAUUCACAGCAGCCAGGAGGGGGACGUCGCCCAGGUGUUCCUCGGUGGAUGAAUGGAUAAGGAAAAUGUAAACACACAGUGGAAUCUUACUCAGCCUUGAAAAGGAAGGAAAGUCCAUCCGACACAUGCUACUGCAUGGACAAACUUUGGACAGUGAGCUAAGUGAAAGGAGACAGUCACAAAAGGACAAAUACCAGAUGAUCCCAUCCGCGCGAGAUGAUGUGAGUGUCAAAUUCAUAGAGACAGAAAGUAGGAUGGUGGGUGCGGGGCCCGGGAGAGGGGAAGAUGGGAGUUGUUUAACAGAUACAGACUUUCAGUUUUGUGAGAUGAAAAGUUCCGGAGGUUGAUUGCACAGCAGUGUGCAUAUAGUUAACACUGCUUCACUGUGCACUUAGAAAUGGUUAAGAUGGUAAAUUUUAUGUUAUGUGUUUUUUGUUUUGUUUUGUUUUUUUGAGAUGGAAUCUCUCUCUGCCGCCCAGGCUGGAGUGCAAUGGCACGAUCUCAGCUCACUGCAGCCUCCACCUCCUAGGUUCAAGCCAUUCUCCUGCCUCAGCCUCCUGAGUAGCUGGGACUACAGCCUCACGCCACAUGUGCGGCUAAUUGUAUUUUUAGUAGAGACAGGGUUUCACCAUGUUGGCCAGGCUGGUCUGGAAAUCCUGACCUCAAGUGAUCCACCCGCCUCGGCCUCUCAAAGUGCUGGGAUUGCAGACGUGAGCCACCGUGCCCGGCCUUGUUAUGUGUGUGGUUGUUUUUGUUUUGUUUUGUUUUUUUGUUUUCUUACCCCACACACACACAUACAAAACAGCUGCCCUGGCCCCUAGAGUAGUGACUUUUCACCAGGAGCCACCUAGGGGGUGAAUUUUCUGAUCAUUUUGGGCUCAGUGCUGAAGUUCUGACUUCGAGCCCCACCUCACUCUGAAUCUACAAUCAUUCUCUCUCCUGUCAUCCUGUUGCAGUCUGCUCAGCUGCCCAUAGCUAAAUACAAGGGACUGGGCGGCUUAAACAAUAAGCCUUUACUUCUCACCGUUCUGGAGGCUGGGAAGUCCGAGAUCAGGUGCUGGCAAGGCCGGGUUCUGGUGAGGGCUCUCUUCCUGGCUUGUGGACGGCCGCCUCCUCACUGUGGGCUCACCUGGCAGGGAGUGGGGCCGGGAGCAACCGCUCUGGUCUCUUCUUAGAAAGCUACUAAUCCCGUCGUAAGGGCUAUACCCUCAUGACUGCAUCCAAACCUAAUUACCUGUAAAGGCCCUACCUCCAAAAACCCUCACAUGGAGGGUUAAAGUUUUGACAUAUGAAUUUGGGAGAGGGACACAGCUCAGUCCCUAGCACACCUUUCCUCCAACCCCAGAAUUCAAAGGAGCAGCACACAUUCCUUCAGCUCCAUCCAUUGUAGCCUCCAUUCCUCCUAUGCUGUCUGAGCAUCCUGGACUGUCUUGGGAAUACCUGUCCUGUUUCCACCAGCUCCCCGGGAUCUGCAGUGCAGACACCCCCUGAGAAUGCCCACUCAGCUCCCCUGGGUCUUUAACCCAGGGCACGGCCAGAUGUUUUGCUCACAUGUCAUAAAUAUGAUUGCAAUGUGGCUGUGCGUGGAACCCUGGCCCACUCUGGACCCUGAGCUCCAGAGACUCCGAGGCAGAGCUGCAUUUCUAUUAUCACUUAGUAAUUGGAGUUUUGCAGGCUUGGGAUUACUGCUAAUGGAAAGCAAAUGGGCCAAGAAUCAAGAAAUAAGCACUUGAACAGCCAGCAGCACUCAGUAAAGCAAAGAGGCUAUUAUGCCACUUUAUGUGGAUAGAGAUCAUCAUUUGCAGAAAGAUUUGCAAAAAUCUUUCCAGCCCAUGGAAACAAUGCCCACCACGCCUUCUGGUGGCCCUGCCCUCCCUGCCUGGUGCAGCUAAGUGGCCACCCAGGUAGGGAGCCUCACCUGCAGCACAAAUUACCACCCGAAGCCAGCCUCUCCUGCUUGGCAGGAGCAAGGUUUGAUCUUGCCUUCGCUGCCUGCUUUCUCGCUGGUACACAGAGCUCAGAGAAGCUCUUGGAACCAAAAGCCCUCCCACACACCCUGCCUCAGACUUCCUCGGCCUUCUCACCAGCCCCAGCCCAGAGAACAGGCGGUGACAGGGCUGCCAUGCGCUGCUGUGAUGGAAAGCUCGGAACAGUGGCUCUUGACUCAAGGAGAGAGAAGUGGCUGUAAAGAGUGACGUUUCCCGGGGUUUGCUGACCCCUGGUCUCCGGGUUAGUCUUGCCCUUUCUCCUCUGUGGGGUUGUGUCACCAUCAUACAUUUACAUGAGGGUCCUUUUCUCCACAGAUCACGCCACCCCCUUCCCAGUGGCUAAAAGGCGAUUUAAUAUGCAGAAGCUCUGCUAGAACAGCAUUAGGUUAUGACAUGAGGAAAUGGAAAAAAAACAUCUAAGCCCAAACUCUGCCCUUCAGCCGUCCUCCUGAGACAGCAUGCUGCUGUCGGCCAAGGACAGAGUGGGCACGCUGGGGUUCUUGGGCUCAGCAAACAACAGGAAAACUGAGGCAACUUCAGCUGCUUACAAGAGAGAGACACAAGAUUCACAUGAGUUCCUAAGUUCAAGUUGGCUGAGGGGCUCAAGGGACUCACUGCGUCCCUCCCUCACUCCGGCAGAUGCUGGGACGCUUCCAGACAGCCCCGGACAUGUGGGGAGAGGGAGAGGCAUGGAAACCCUCUUACCUUAGCCGCUCAGAAAGGUGCCUCCACUCAUUGGUGACUCCCUCACUUAGCCAUUAAAUGUCACUACAGCCCGUUCGCACAGGGGAGAGAAUCUACAUCUAGCAGUAAAAAAGUGAUGAAAUGAAAGAAGUUGUGAAAUGACAUUUUUUUCCAGCAGGUUUGUCAUAUCUCCUGCAUGGAGGAAAAUUGCUUUCUGUAAAUCUUGGUCCAACAGAACAAAACACCUAUUUCUUUCCAGUUGGGGGGACAGCCAUUCUCAUCGGUAUAAUGAACGUAUUGUAAGCUGUGACUUUUACAAAGUCUGAGGGAAACCAAUCUGCAGUCUUGACAGAUAUGAUCUUUCCAGAUGCACUGUUCGUUUACGGCGGCAAGAGAGCUCAAUUAAUUUAUGAGGGAGGAUGGCAGGAUGCGACCCCUUGUGCGUGGCCUAGGAGGAACUGUCCCUGUGUGAAUUUAUGUUCUGGUAAUUUAAAAAGAUUUAUAUUAAGCUUUUCUUUCAUUUUGAGAGUAGAUUAAAAUUCUAAUGGAAA